AUGGCGUCUUCGGCAAAACUCAUUCACGUACCCCUCAGCCCACUCGACCACAUCCCGCCUCAGAAUUAUGUGAAGAUCGGCCUGUAUCUGCCCCUCCGACCAAGUGUCCGUGCCGAGGAUGCGUUUCACAAUCUGCAAGAUGGGUUGCACCGCAGCUUUAUGCAGAUUCCGUGGCUAGGCGGCAAAGUCUACUGGCAGCAUCAGGAUGCUCCCGGCUGGCGGCCUAGCCAGUUAGAGAUCCGAUACAACCCCAUAUCCCCAGAUAGCCCGCGACCCUAUCAACUCAAGCUUCACGUACUAGAUGCUUCAUACGAGGAUCUGCAAGAUCGGGGGUUUCCGACAGAUGAAUUCUCCGAUGAAGAUCUGCUCUGGGCUCCCUUCUUCGCUGACAUCAACGCCGGCGCAGAGGUUUUCGUUGCGCAGGCCAACUUCAUGGAAGAUGGAUGUCUACUCACCAUGUCAACAUGUCACCCAUCUGCCGACGGCACCGCCAUGAUAACCAUCCUGAAACUAUGGGCGCAACACUGCCGUCGUCUUCAGGGAGAGACAGACGACGAACCGUUAUUCGACAUCACCCCGGAGAGCUCCGAUCGCAACAUUUUAGAUCGACUGUGGAAACAGGAACAAAGCUCCCAUUCGACGGAAGAAAUGGACCCCGCAGCAUGGCAUAUGGUGGGUCUGGACCAUCCUAAUGAUGCCAAAUCUAUUUCGACUUCCUCCCCACCGCCCCCGGUGCCAUCACCCGAGACCCCAUCACGCGUCAUGCGCUCAGCCGUCUUUUACAUACCCGCGGAGCGCUUCACAGCCCUGCGCGCGCAAUGCACCAAGGACAAUGGCGGGGCGAGCGAUCUCUCGAGCAACGAUAUUGUGACAGCUCUAAUCUGGCGCAGCCUGAUGACGGCGCGGCAAGCCGCGCGAUCGAGCGAGGAUAUCACGAGCACGCUCGCAGAGCUCGAAAUGACCGUCGACGGCCGUCCUGAUUUCUCUCACUUCCUGCCCGAAACGUACCUGGGCAAUGUGGUACUGAUCAACCGGCCGACCUUACCGCUUGAGAAAUUAAUCGACCCAUCCACGCCGCUAGGGACCGUAGCACAAACAAUUCGAGACACUGCGCGCGUAAUCCACCAUGAGAAUAUGAUGGACGCCUACUCCCUCCUUCGAGGGGUAUCGGACUUCAGCGAGCGCAAGCUGCGGUUCACGACGGUUGAGGGCUCGUCGAUGCUGAUCACGUCGUUACUGGCGUUUCCUAUCGAGGAGAUCUGUUUUGGGGACCAAUUCUUCGGACGUGGGGGUCGGCCCGAGGCCUUCAGGCCAUUGAUGAGUUCUUUUAAUCAUCUCUUCCGGAUUAGUUUUAUUUUGCCGAGGGCGAGAAAUGGUGGGGUAGAGUUUGUAGUUAGCCUGUUUGACGAGGAGAUGGGGGCAUUGGAGGGAAAUGAGGAGUUCUCAGAGUAUGCGGUGCUGUUGUCGGAUUGA
Molecule: messenger RNA, 1473 nt
Organism: Penicillium samsonianum
Lineage: Eukaryota; Fungi; Ascomycota; Eurotiomycetes; Eurotiales; Aspergillaceae
Exons: 1
Coding region: 1-1473 (490 amino acids)
Molecular function (GO): acyltransferase activity, transferring groups other than amino-acyl groups
Source: RefSeq, a predicted model, not a curated record